CCCGCCGCCCGCCAAUACAAGUAUCAGACGAACUGUGUUACUGGACGAGUGGAACGCAGCUGACCAGAUCUUACAUCAUUUCUUCGUGUACAGCGCCCACUGCAACAAUGACUGAAAUAAGGAAGGACCUACCAAAACACCAUGUUUAAUAGUUUUGGGGAAUCCAGACUGUAUGCAAGCAGACACAUGCUGUCUAUUGAUGGUGUUAUUUUCAACGAGGACAUUGCCACAUUUGCUGCUGGUCUUGCUAUGCUGUUUGCAAGCUACUACAACUUGAACAUCAUGUACCCUGCAGAAUGUGCAUCUACACUGAAAUUCAUUCAAAGGUGUUUUGUCCGCAUCAACCCUGACAGGUGUAGCAAAGUGGAGAUUAAGAAUUCCAAGAGGUAUUCUCAAAUUCAUCCCAAAGUUCUGAGUUUGAUUAAUGCCCUUGCUGAUGUGGAUUGGAGGAGUUAAGGCCACAAAAGUGUGGUUGUAUGGUUCUGAAGGUUUUGUUUAAUUUUUUGGUUGUGAUUAUUAUUUCAGUUAUGAAAUUUAAAGGAAUAUUUUGAAAGCUGUUCUUAGAAAUUUUUGUCUCAUGGAAGUUACUCUUUUUAAUUUCAUGUGUUGACGAGAUUAAUUUCUUUUCAAAAUCUUCAUAAAGAAAUACUAGAAGUUUCUCAGCAGUUGAUGUCAUGGAGGUUUAGCGUUUCAAAACGUCAUAUUUUUGCACAUUCACCACAUGUAAUAUGGAGCAUUUUGUACUUUUAUAUAAUCUGUGAUGUUAACAUUUCAUUCUCAGGAAAGAUCUGAUCAGUUUCCACAUAAGUGGAUUUUUAAUAGUUGCCGUCAUGGGAGAAAUCUCAGCAAAAUGGCUUUUGUACCUUAAAAAUAAAAUAUUACUUAUCAGUUGCCUUGUAUUAUUGUUACUUUAGAAGAGGAGGUUUUUGCAGGAUUUAAUGAUGUUACAUUGUUAUAUUUUUGUACAGUAUUUUACUUGAAUUUCUUAAAAAACUGGCCAGCAAUAAUAUUCAUAAGGAUAUUCUAAUACUUUUAUAGAGUUGUUUACAGGUUUAUAUAUGUAACUACAGCAAUUAUUGCUGACCAAUUCCUAAGAAGAGAAUUGGGUGAAAUCCUGUAUGAAAAUACUGGAAUACAGUAAUU
Portunus trituberculatus (swimming crab) is the source of this 1143-nucleotide messenger RNA. RefSeq lists its product as uncharacterized. The transcript is spliced from 4 exons. NCBI's taxonomy places the organism in Eukaryota, Metazoa, Arthropoda, Malacostraca, Decapoda, Portunidae. The record is from RefSeq and is a predicted model, not a curated record. Bases 142 to 456 code for a protein of 104 amino acids.